Messenger RNA from Lactuca virosa, 423 nucleotides. The record is from the annotation of a GenBank genome assembly. Lineage: Eukaryota; Viridiplantae; Streptophyta; Magnoliopsida; Asterales; Asteraceae.
AUGGCCUCGGAAAUUCUAUGCAAGUCGCCAAAGGUGUCUUCGUCAGAUAAUUUUGAUGAAGACCUACUGGAAGACAUGGAAUUAGAUGAAGAGCUACUUAGGGAGUUACUAGAGGAAAUCAACGAUGAUAAUGUCGACCAGAUGUCAAUGAUGGAAACUGUGCUAAACGAUAUGCCACCCUCCAAAGAGGAGAAUGGUGGCUUCUUUCAUGUCCUUCCAGAUAAUGAGUCCCAACUACUGUUUUAUCAGGACAAGCAGAUACAAGAUUUUGAUUAUUGGAUUACCCAACAAAUUGCAGAAAUGCCUGGCUCAUUUCCAGGGCUGUGGUUCGAAAACGAGAUGAUGCCGUUCUGGAACAUGGAGAAUAGGAUCGAAGAGAUGAUGGUUGAUGACAUUGUCUAUGUCGAGUUGUGGGAAGACUAG